AUGCCCUCAGCCAUUUUGGCCGUGCUGAUGAUGGACUGGGAAUUCGAGGAGGCAGGCGAGAGCUUCCAAGAAGCUUUGACCGAAUCCGACAAAGACAUCGUCAGCUUAUGCAAUGGCACCGGCCUUUUGAGCAUGAUACUUUCAUCAAUACAUUCAGACCACAUUGUGCAGCCCGUAGGAACAUCACUUCAACUCAUUCAUCACGCUGUAGGGCACGACCGUCAAGGAAAGCGAAACAUGUUCAUCAACAUUUGGAUACCCAAGCAAUACCAAGCAAUGCUCUCACAAGCCAUCGCGAUUCAUCUCGCGCGAUCAAUACAUCAAACGUGGCUCGACUCUAGCGCUCCAGCGCGAAUUGGUCCCAGACGCCUGAGAUUUUGGUUCAAAUUCCAGUCAAACGCCAUUUUCGUAGAUCAAAAACAACCGGUCCAUAAGUAAAUCGCAAGCAAGGAGUUCUACCGUAGUAGCAGGCGGUUUAAUCCAGCUCCAUCGCAUGAGCGGCGCAGCCACCGAGAGGUUGACUGUAUGCCUCCGUGAUGGCAGCGGUGGCCUCAUUCUGAGACGCAGUGAUAGGGUCAGUCUCAGCGCGAAGGACGCCUCCAGGCGCAGCAAGCUCGAGCGCUGGCAGCAUCUGUAGACGUGGGAUAAGCUGAGAUGGGUCGGUGGUGAUGCGGCGUGCUUCGGUGAGGUCGUCGGAGAAUACCAGAUACUCAUGCUGACCGUUGUGAGCAUUGAGCGCGGCGACAAUGUAUCCCGGGAUGGAGCUGUUCUCAAACCAGACUGCGACUUCGGUAAGACCUGGGUAAUGGUUUUGAAUCCACUUCGAGUAGGCUUUCUGGUUGAUUUGACGGGCCUCGGUGGAGUCCAUGCGGCAGAACGAGAUCCCUAGACGACGAGUUGCUUCGUCGACUAGAGGCUCGUCGGUGGCUUCUCGUAUGGAAGGUGGAAGGACCAGUUGAGCCAGAUCAUCUGAGCCAGCAGUGGAAUCCAUGCGCUGCGACUUGCGGCUGGUCACGGAAGGCCGCUUCGCAUGAGCGAAAGGCCUUCGUUCAGACUGUUCUUCGACCCAGGUGCCUGAUUGAGAUUCAGCACAUGCUGCAUAGCCGGGAUCGUCAGGGUACAGGAUUGUCAUUCCCGGUCCAUAGAUAGCCUUACCGCCAGGCUUGAUGGAUUCUUGGUUGGCAGGCGUGACUAUUGAGCCGUCCUCGGGGAUCUCUUCGUCUUCCUCGUCAGCUUGAGAGAACAUGUCGCCGCGAGACCGCUUGCGACCGGCCAAAGCGCCUGGAGUUGCAGCUGGAGCCGAGCAAUUUGAUGCAAACGCGUUCGAAUUAGCGAGGCCGUUUGGCGAAAUGCCAUUGAGCAUGGGAGCAUUGUUGCUAUCGUUGUGUUGGAUGUAGUGGCUGUUGACAAAAUACUGGUUUGGUGCUGCUGGCGGUAGAGCGACGACCGGUGAGUUCUGGUAGAAGCUGUUCGAAGACAUCUUGGCGGUGUAUGAAGAAGCUGGGUCAGUAUCAAGAUCUAACAACAUCAAUUGCUUAUCCUGCUGCAAACGUCGAGCUGCAAGCAAUGCAGGUGUCUGCUGGCCACCUGUGGUUGUUGAAUAAAUGCAGUGAUGGAGGAGUGUGGUCGGAGCAGACUGCUGGUGGAUUGAGGUAAAGUUGGGCCAGUGUGGUGUGGCCUGGCAACGAGGUAUCGAUUGAUGGAAGGUCUGGCGACGACAACGAGGUCGUAAUGGAUGGUACGAUGAAGAUCUGGUGGAGGAGCAACGAGAACUCGAUUUAGUUGUGAUGAUGAGAAUUGGUGGUGUGAGCAGCUCCGCGAGUGUGUGAUGAGGAUGCGAGC
Messenger RNA from Pseudocercospora fijiensis CIRAD86, 1842 nucleotides. RefSeq lists its product as uncharacterized. Lineage: Eukaryota; Fungi; Ascomycota; Dothideomycetes; Mycosphaerellales; Mycosphaerellaceae. The coding region runs from base 1 to 438 and encodes 145 amino acids. The transcript is spliced from 6 exons. The record is from RefSeq and is a predicted model, not a curated record.